AUGGACGCUGGUGGCAAAAUAGGUGGUAAAAUAGGUGGAAAAGUCGGUGGAAUGGGAAAAGGUGGAAAGGGAAAGACUGGCUCCGGAAAGGGUAAAAAAACACCCAUGUCGAGAGCAGCCAGGGCAGGACUCCAAUUCCCAGUCGGUAGGGUACACAGAAUGUUAAAGUCACGUGUGAGCGCCGAUGGCAGAGUGGGAUCAACUGCAGCAGUUUACGCAUCAGCCAUACUCGAAUACCUGACAGCAGAAGUUCUUGAGUUGGCAGGAAACGCUUCCAAGGAUCUUAAAGUUAAGCGUAUAACUCCACGUCACUUGCAGCUGGCCAUCAGAGGAGACGAAGAAUUGGACACACUCGUCAAGGCAACCAUAGCAGGAGGUGGCGUCAUUCCACAUAUCCACAAGGCAUUGAUGAACAAGGGACCCGCCCCAGUGCUUGUCAAGCCGCCAAAACGUCUCUAA
Messenger RNA from Theileria orientalis strain Shintoku, 459 nucleotides. RefSeq names its product histone H2A variant. The transcript has 2 exons. Gene Ontology annotation, molecular function: DNA binding; protein heterodimerization activity; structural constituent of chromatin. Lineage: Eukaryota; Apicomplexa; Aconoidasida; Piroplasmida; Theileriidae. The coding region runs from base 1 to 459 and encodes 152 amino acids. The record is from RefSeq and is a predicted model, not a curated record. Gene Ontology annotation, cellular component: nucleosome.